Ahaetulla prasina is the source of this 2163-nucleotide messenger RNA. RefSeq names its product homeobox A6 (gene HOXA6). The transcript is spliced from 3 exons. The record is from RefSeq and is a predicted model, not a curated record. Gene Ontology annotation, cellular component: nucleus. Gene Ontology annotation, molecular function: RNA polymerase II cis-regulatory region sequence-specific DNA binding; DNA-binding transcription factor activity, RNA polymerase II-specific. Gene Ontology annotation, biological process: regulation of transcription by RNA polymerase II; anterior/posterior pattern specification. Lineage: Eukaryota; Metazoa; Chordata; Lepidosauria; Squamata; Colubridae. The coding region runs from base 1271 to 1987 and encodes 238 amino acids.
CUUGGAUUCAAAGCUGUGGGGUGGCAGAUUUUCAACUCGCAACCUGGCUAAUUUCCUGCUUCUUCUGGCACCAAAAGGAAGGCCAUUCGUCUCCACGGCAUGCAAAGCGGCAGCUGUCAAAGUAGCAGGACCUACAAGAAGCAGUUAACAUCCUCAGAGAGGUUUCCUUUGAAUACCCCCACUGACAACAAAUAAAGAGCAGCAGCAACAACUAUUGUGUCGGAGAAUCGCUGUUUCCUGAUCGCUUCAGAGCUGAGUAUUAUAUUAACUGAAUUAUAUUGUCUGGAUCAUCUUGAACAGAAGGGAUUCUUUUAGCCAUUCUCAAGGAUGUCGGUGCAUGCACUCACUCUCCCACACACACGUAUACAUACCUUUCAUUAAAAACAGGGAAGGGAAAUCACGCAAUUCGGUUGGAUUUCAGUUGCCCAUUACGUUGUGCUGGAAAAUAUUCCCACAUGUUUUGGGCACCCUCGUUUUAUUGCAUUUGGCUCGGACAUGAAGGGAACCGGUUCACUGAGACCGAAUCUCUUGUUCGCCAGUUUGCUCCUAAACAGGCAGAUUCUCCCUUUUGGAGACAGUUGUCAAAUCUCCACUUUUAAACGUUUCUUAGACACCGCCUCUACACCACGCGGUUUCUUUCCUUUCGUCUCUGCGGCUGGGCUGGGACAGAGACCGAGACCGUGGCAAGAGGAUGAAUGAACCGGGAAAGGGCGGGGUGGAGGAGAAGUUCUCCCGGAUAGACUAUACGGUUUUUGCAAGAUAAGUUUUCGGCGGUGCCUCUUUGCUGUAAGCAGUCAGGUACCCGUCGCUGGGAGUCUCUCCCUGGCGUCAUUCAUUCAUUUAGGUGGGAACACCCCGCUCAAACUACGGACUGACGAGCACCCAUUUCCUCCCGGGGGCGGGGGAAGGUUACCCGAGGGCAAUUCCUCCCUGCACCCCUGUUCUCCGCGUUGGCACAGAAGAGAGCGCCCGGUGGCCAGUUGCCAUCUGCUAGGCUCAGCGGCGCGGAGGUGUGUGUGUGUGUGUGUGUGUGUGUGAGCCGGAGGGGAGGGGGUUGUUUGGAACUUUGCUGCCUCGGUAGCGGCGGAUCCCAAGGGAGAAGGCCGUCCGCCGCUCGCUCAUUGGUCGCCAUGCCGUCAGCUGGUGCGAUUUGCUGCUGUCGCUUUUGGCGCUCGGCCAUCCAGAAACAAACCACUCGCACGACUACUAAUAGUUAUAGCCAGAUGUACUAAUACACAACAAAUCAAGGUCCGGGAUCUGGGGAGCGUCCAUGAGUUCCUAUUUCGUGAAUCCCGCUUUCCCGGGAAGCUUGUCGAAUGGACAAGAGUCCUUCCUGGGGCAGAUCCCCCUCUAUCACCCCGCGGCUGGCUACGAGGCUCUAAGGCACUUCCCAGCUUCUUAUGGGGCCGGCAGCCUGCAGGAGAAGCCCUACUCCUCCCCUAGCUUCUUCCAGCAGUCCAGCCCCAACACGGUCAUCGCCUGCAACCGGGCAGCCUAUGAUUAUGGAGCCUCUUGCUUCUACUCGGACAAGGACCUGGGCGGUGCCUCCUCGCCCUCCGGCAAUGGCAAACCAGGGGCCGGCAACCCCGGGGACUACUUGCCCUGUUUUGCCUCUGACCAGUACAAGCCCGAAAACGGGGCAGCCAAAAUCCUAAACGAGGAAAACAGCGACCGGAAGUACACCAGCCCUGUUUACCCUUGGAUGCAAAGGAUGAAUUCGUGUCCUGGUACAGUGUAUGGAACGCAUGGGAGACGGGGCAGGCAAACCUACACCAGGUUCCAAACGCUAGAGUUAGAAAAAGAAUUCCAUUAUAACAGAUAUUUAACCAGAAGGCGUCGGAUUGAGAUUGCAAACGCUCUUUGCCUUACUGAACGACAGAUUAAAAUCUGGUUUCAAAACAGGCGGAUGAAAUGGAAAAAGGAAAGCAAAUUGAUCAAUUCCACCCAACCUGGCAAAGAAGAAACAGAGGAAAAAUCAGGGGAGUAAAAUUAUGUUUAAGAGAAUAUUAGUAGCUUUUUCCUUCAUCAAUAUGCCUCCCAGUUCACACACAAGUUCACACACACACAGAGAGCCCUGCAAAUUUAUUGGGUUAUUAUUCUUUUGUUGUUGUUGUUAUGCAGAUAUUUCCAAAGGCUUAAUUAAAAUACAUAUUUAUACAUCUA